Aureobasidium pullulans EXF-150 is the source of this 2001-nucleotide messenger RNA. RefSeq lists its product as uncharacterized. Gene Ontology annotation, molecular function: zinc ion binding; DNA-binding transcription factor activity, RNA polymerase II-specific. The record is from RefSeq and is a predicted model, not a curated record. Lineage: Eukaryota; Fungi; Ascomycota; Dothideomycetes; Dothideales; Saccotheciaceae. The coding region runs from base 1 to 2001 and encodes 666 amino acids. Gene Ontology annotation, biological process: regulation of DNA-templated transcription. The transcript is spliced from 2 exons.
AUGUCCGAAGCCGCUCCGCCCACCGACUCCCGCGGCCUGGCCUUGAAUCCCGGUGGCGCAAAGCGUAAGAGAAGUCCUUCUUUGACCGCGAACCAAGGACUAGGAAUCGCUCAGAACAAAGCACCCAAGACUGGCAAUGUGAGCAGUCAGCUGCAGAUCAACUACAUUGCGAGACAAUGUAUCGACGACCUUCCCUUCAUCUCCAAAGAUGACACCCUUCCUGGCAUGCUCGAUGUCUUGUCAUCGUAUACCCAAGUUCUGGACCGCCAUGAAUCCCUGGCUAGCAACCUAGGAGCCCGACCUCUAGGACCCAUCCUGAUCAAACGCUUCGAACGCUGCUUCGAUGCGCCUCCUCGUGUCAUAGCCCAGCACUCGCAUGCUCGCGAUCAAGACCUACCUCAAGUGACAUGGCUUGAUGUCGUACACUUCGCCCAGGCACACCCGUCUCAGUUCACUCUCUCGACCUUCAGCGAGGGCCGUCGCGUCUGCCAAUUCUACUAUCCGCAGAAACAGGUUCGCGUACAGAUCUCAGAGGAAGACUUCCUGUUCAUCAACAGCGGAAGAUGCCAGGAUCUUAUCCCACCGCUUCCCAUCUGGGAGGAUGAGGAGAAAGAGGUGGCCACAUGUGAAUUGGUCGAGAAGGCCUUGAGAGACCUGACUGCGGCUGCCGAUUCGGUCGCUGCUCGCACUCGCCAACUAGCACAUCGUCUUAAGGGGAGGAGAAUGGCUAUCCUGGAACGUCGGUCUGCUGAGGAGACACACAACCAAGAAGUACAGCAGCAGGCAUUACAUCCGUCCUUCGUCUCAGUCAACAACAAUCAGCAAAUGCAGCAACCUCCGCAGCAGAACCAGCAGCACCCUCCACAAUCGCCUGAGAAGGUCGACCCCGCCCUGCACAUUCGCAACGACCUUCUCAAACACUUUCAGUCUCUACCUAAACAACUGCCACAUCAAGCAGACAACCGCCGCAUCUCUUCCAUCCAACCACAACCACAAUCGCCUCCCUUCCAAACUCCGCCCAACUUCGCCCAACAAGCGCGCCCUCAACAGCUCGAAUCUGCCUCUACCUCUGUCUCACCCGUCCCCACCACCGUCGCCGCCCUCGCAGCCGCCGCCGCAGCCCAAGCGAACGCCUACCGUGAUGAAUCACCAAAAGACCAACCCCGCCACAACUUCUCAAAACCCCUUCCGCCAGCACAAGAAGUUUCGCAACCAUACCGCGCCAUCUGUCAAGCACAUAUGGAGAGCCUUCCACGUAGUUCCCGCGUCAUGCCACCCUGCGACCGUUGCAGACGACUCAAAAUGGAUUGUUUGAAAAACCUGUCCAGUUGUGGUGGAUGCACAAAGAAACACGCUCGAUGCCAUUGGAAAGAGGUAUCACGCGAAGAAGUCCAAGGUCUCGAAGGAUUUGAAGAUGCCGAACGCCUCGCUCUUGAAUAUGCCAAUGGCGGCGGCAGACGUAUGAGUGUGGGCGUUGGCGAUUACGCAGCUUCGGACACGAGUAUGGAUGUCGAUGUGCGCAGUCCCUACGACUACGCAACUUCCAAUUCUACACCUGCAAACCAAUUCCGUCAGAAUCAGGGAUAUGGAGAUAUUCAGCAACAGCAUCAACAAUCACCAUAUCCGCCCCCUCAACCCCCACAACAGCAGAGAAACGACUAUGAUGAUCCGAAUAAUAUCAACUACCGCGGCAACGUCCAAAGAAACGCUUUUCCCGAAGACUUGACGCAGCAGAAUCAACAUCAACAACAACAGCAACAACCUCAACAUGUAGAUCGAACAAUGGAUCUCCUCCGCGUCCUCGGAAACCACAACAACGGCAUCAGCACCCCCACCACCACCGACCAACAAUCCAGAAACAAUGGUGCUUUCAGAGCUGGUUUCGUCGCUGCCAAUGACACCCCCUCCACUCCCGUCCCUGCGAACAACAUGAGCACUGGAAAUAUGAACGGAAGCGCCAACAUCAGCAACCCAGAAACCGGAGAAGGUCAACGAGCGUAG